GUUGAGGUUUUUGGAAGUGGGUUUUGGACGUAGAGAGCUGUUUGGAGGGAGGGUGGAGUGCCGGCGAGGUGGGAGUGGGGGUGAGGUGGCGGAGGUAGGUGGAGAAGGUGUAGUUGGUCGCCGAGGAGAGGAAUGUGUCUUGGUAGAAAAGGGGGUCCUGGGGACUUCUGGAAACAGCGGGGUGGCGGUGUUGGUGGAGUGGGAGGAUG
Molecule: messenger RNA, 209 nt
Organism: Ilex paraguariensis (yerba mate)
Lineage: Eukaryota; Viridiplantae; Streptophyta; Magnoliopsida; Aquifoliales; Aquifoliaceae
Source: the annotation of a GenBank genome assembly